This is a messenger RNA of Lizanozyma spartinae, 276 nucleotides long. RefSeq lists its product as uncharacterized. The transcript is spliced from 2 exons. Lineage: Eukaryota; Fungi; Ascomycota; Pichiomycetes; Serinales; Debaryomycetaceae. The record is from RefSeq and is a predicted model, not a curated record. The coding region runs from base 1 to 276 and encodes 91 amino acids.
AUGAAUUUCAAUGCUAUAGUGACCGUGUUGACGGCUAUGGUCUUGGUACCAUUUGGAAACGCAUUGGCAGUUGAGGCCAAAGUAUAUGCGGCUUUUCCUUCUCCAACUAUUGAAGCUAUAAAGGCAAUGGAUGACGAAAAUCCUCCUAUUCCCACUGUCCGAGUUGUACCGCCUACAAAUAACCAACAAUCUCCUGCUCUAACACAAAUUACCCAAGUUGAUAAAGCUGGUGGAUAUGGACCGUACGUUACUUGGGAUAUCCCUCGAAUUGGGUAG